AUGGCCGAGGUUGGUCUAUUCGGGACCCAAGAUAUAGAGAAACUCGAGUUUGAAUACACGGUCUGGCCCACUGCUUGGAAGGACGAGGAAGAUGACAGAACCGAAGGAGCCAAUCUGGACGUGUUACUCUCCAAUGCACAUAAACGCGAGAAGUACUGGGAGUCUGUUGGAGUGCCGUACCGUCGAGUUAUCUCGGACGGCCAUGGGAAGCUCAAAUACCAAAGCCAACAGUGGGCUAGCUUACUUGCAGCCGAGUCUGACCAGCACGACGACAGACUCGAUACAGAGUAUGUAGCCCUGAGCCGAGCCGCCGCCGUCGAUCAGCCCGGAAAAGAAACGGUAUACAGUCACACGGGCGACAGAGUUCAGGGAGUAGACUGGGUCAUCGUACCCGUGUCCGACGUACCCAUUCUCCAGGCCGAAGGUUGGGAACUUUCGUUUGCUCCGACACCCGCCUUUGAAGUGAACAGGGGCUACAACGACCUGAGGAAGUUCCGAAGCCAGUGGACAUCGUGA
Molecule: messenger RNA, 516 nt
Organism: Grosmannia clavigera kw1407
Lineage: Eukaryota; Fungi; Ascomycota; Sordariomycetes; Ophiostomatales; Ophiostomataceae
Exons: 2
Coding region: 1-516 (171 amino acids)
Source: RefSeq, a predicted model, not a curated record